Molecule: messenger RNA, 3249 nt
Organism: Etheostoma spectabile (orangethroat darter)
Lineage: Eukaryota; Metazoa; Chordata; Actinopteri; Perciformes; Percidae
Gene: tbxa2r
Product: thromboxane A2 receptor
Exons: 4
Coding region: 357-1433 (358 amino acids)
Biological process (GO): adenylate cyclase-activating G protein-coupled receptor signaling pathway; positive regulation of blood pressure; positive regulation of cytosolic calcium ion concentration
Cellular component (GO): plasma membrane
Molecular function (GO): thromboxane receptor activity
Source: RefSeq, a predicted model, not a curated record
CUAGAGGGGCAGAGAUGAGCAUCUGAGCUUCGGGGGAAGAGUGCAGAUGACUGUGGGCUCCUGCUAACAGCCUGCUGCAGUACUUCAUUUAGGACUUUAAUUGCAUCAGAUGGGACUUGUUGGGACUUGGUGUGUGUGGCAUGUUUCCCACCUCUUUUCGUGACUAUUGUUUGUGUUAUUAAGUGCAGAAAGCCUACAUGGUUUUGGAUGGAUUGGUGCAAACCCAACUGAGAGUCAACUUGGUCCUUUAAAGAGCUUCUGUGGUGGUCGAAGAGAGAAAUGAAGUUCCUUGCGCUGGUAUUGUCUUUCCAUCUCUGAGUCAUCUCAAAUCAACGACCCCACACCAGCUGUCCACCAUGAAUGCCUCCGCCAUUCCACUCGCCAACAACACCCCACUCUGCUACUCUGUCAACAGCCCUCCAUUCAGAUACCGCCCUACCAUCGCCUCGGCAUACUUCUCAUCCAUCUUCGGCACUUUGGGUCUCAUCUCCAAUCUCAUCGCCUUCAUUGUUCUCCUCAAGUCCUUCCAGCAGACACAUAGCCGCUCACGCUCCUUUUUCCUGAUUUUCCUGGGUGGCCUGGUGGUCACUGACUUCAUGGGUCUUCUGGUCACUAGCUCCAUCGUGAUCUCCUUCCAUGUUACACACUUUAAUUGGCGCCAUUUAGAUCCAAACUGCUACUUCUGCAACUUCAUGGGUAUGUCCAUGGUCUUCUACGGACUGUGCCCACUCAUGCUUGGUGCCGCUAUGGCUGUGGAGCGUUUCUUUGGCAUCAACCUUCCAUUUGCCCGCUCCACCAGCAUGCCCAAGAGACGGGCGGUCUACAUGGUGCUGAUGGUGUGGUUGAUUGCAGGUGGCAUAGCUUUGUUGCCCCUAACGGGCAUUGGGAGCUACCACAUGCAGAUGCCUGGCUCCUGGUGUUUUUUCAACAUCAGCUCGGGGGGAAGUGACCUGGCUUUCUCCCUGGUCUUCUCUCUGGUCGGGUUGAUGUGCAUCGCUGUGUCAUUUUUUCUGAAUACGGUGAGCGUUGUGACCCUAAUCCGGGUGUGCUGCGGACAGGAUGGGUCGCAGCGUCGCAGAGACUACGAAAUAGAGAUGAUGCUUCAGCUCAUCCUCAUCAUGGUCAUUGCUACUAUCUGCUGGUGCCCCCUUCUGAUAAAUAUUCUGAUGAGCGUGGUGACUGCUGAUCCUGUAAAAGAUGAAAUAGUUUUGUUCCACAUACGAAUGGCCACCUGCAAUCAGAUAUUUGACCCCUGGAUAUACAUCAUGUGUAAAGUGUCCCGGCUAAGGCGAGUAAAAAAUCUUUAUUGCACAAACAGUGCUAUCCGGAAGUCCCCUCCAGAUAAAAAGCCUCUUGCUAUGGCUACGCUUUGCCACCUGGAACCAGAUCCUGGAUCCGUGGGUAUACAUCCUGUUCCGAAGAUCAGUUCUUAAGAGACUCAGCCCCCGCCUUGACUGGUCUCGGGGCUCCAUCAUGAGCUUGUACCCGUCUUUCACCAGCACCAUCCGAAGGUUCACACAAUCUUCACUUAAGUCCACCUUGGGCCAAGAUGAAACAGGAGAGAUGCAGAAAUCAGAUGUAAUGCCCCCAUCUACACUAAAGCCACCUCCUCCUUCUCCGUGAUCGUUUGGAUUUGAAUUGUUGCCACGGACUGAGUGACAUUGUUGGGUUUAUAGUAUGUGUUGGACUGUGUUUUAAAGCUCUGAAGGAGUUUUCAUGUUAACUGUGACCAAGAUAAGAAGCAGGAUUGCCCCAUUGUUUUGUUAUUUUGAAACAGUAUUAGCAAUGACACUUUAAUUUAGAGCAACAUUUAAAGAGAGAGACCACUAUACAGCACACAGCAGUCACCUAAAAUAGAUGGAAAGCUAUCUACAUGGACCACCCUUUUCUACGUGUACUGUACUGUUUUUUAUAGAUAUGAAUAUGAAUAACUUUUUACAGUGGAUAUGGACAUUUUGUGGUAAUUCAGGUGAUUGGUUUAAUGUGAUACUUCAUUCUGAGAGGAUGUAACGCCUUGUAUGCUCAUGUACACUUUUUUCAGUGUCACAUUAUCAUUUAAUUGUUUUUUCCAGCUCAUACUGUUUAUGUUUUGUUCCCCUUCUGGAAGUAUUUAGCUGGAUUUUGAAGGAAGAUGUGAAGUGAAGAUGAAUUAACAAAAACGAAAUAUAGCUUAGAAUGCCAGAGGCAGCCUACAUUAUUUCCAGUUCAAGAGUUUAUACUAUACAGGACAAUGCAUAUGUUUUCUAAUUGUCAAAUAUAUUGAUUAUGCAUGUGAAUCAAACCAAACUGCCUAGACCCUUGAAUAGAUCAGUUUUGAUCUUUUUCAAAAUCCUUGAAUGGGACCCUCUAGUUUAAUCCUCGUGCUUGUUAUUAAGAGAAACACCCGGGUUUGGCAGAGAAAAGAAAAAAGGAAAUCAAAGUGGAUGCCAUUGAGAACGUGAUUGUUGUACAAAUAAAAUGUCUGUGAAAACCCUGACAAUUUUAAGAUUAUGUUGUCAGUGGCAGAACAAUCUUUUCCACUGUCAACUUCAGGCAUGCAAACAAAAAUGUAACAGUAACCGUAUUAUUUUGAGAUGUACUGUAUAAUGCUGCAUGAAGGGUCAUAUCUACAUAAAUAGUUUGAAAUCCAUAUCUGCUAAUGAACAAGACUAUGUCAAAACCUAGUUAUGGAUGGAUCAUGCAUGGUCAAUGUGCUUAAUUGUAGCCACGGUGCCUCGAGAAGGAACUUGUUUUGGUGGAGCAAGUGUACGUUCAAAUGUUGCUGUAGUCAUGCAACAGAAAACUCAGAUGGGACAGAUCUUGCUAGCUGUCUCCAUUUACCCUACAAAGAUCUGAGGAGCAGUUAACCAUAGACCCCAUAAAUCGACCGGAGUUUAAAAUGCCAACACAAAGAAAACAGAACAGACAGCUGGCCGAAAAUUAGCGACAUCCGGAGGAAUUACAGGCGGCACCGGAGUAAAGUGGAAUGCGGUGGAUAUACUGUAGACUAAUCUUGAGGAGAUGCAGCAUUUUAACCUACACUGUAUAUUUACUAGCACCUCACAACUUCACUGUUUAUUUCUUCUCUGCCUUCUUCGGUGCACCAAUGUUAAUAUCUCUGUAAUGUGUAGGCCCACACCUUUUUGUUUCAGUAGUUAAAAACAUGUCUUAGGGUGAGAAAAAAUGUAAGUAACUACAGAAUGUUUAAGUGCAAGUGUGAGUAAGGGUGAAUUAGAAAAUGGAUAUGUCUAAAUUUGUAUGAACUGACAC